Zingiber officinale is the source of this 1410-nucleotide messenger RNA. RefSeq lists its product as uncharacterized. The transcript has 4 exons. Bases 1 to 1410 code for a protein of 469 amino acids. The record is from RefSeq and is a predicted model, not a curated record. NCBI's taxonomy places the organism in Eukaryota, Viridiplantae, Streptophyta, Magnoliopsida, Zingiberales, Zingiberaceae.
AUGUCUUCGAAGCUGGACACCCUGACUAAGAAAUUUGAAGCCAUGGGUAGCAACACAGCUAAUGCAAUAGUCUGUGCUUGCGACAUCUACGGAAGUGCGGACCACGCUCAAGAUACUUGCCCCCUUGGGCCAAUGCAGAGGCAAAACAAUCCGUACUCCAACACAUACAACCCUGGAUGGAGGAACCACCCCAACUUUUCAUACUGGAAUAAUCAGGACCAGGGGCCUGCACAUCAGACCUACCAACCUGAACAGCAGACUCAUCAACAACAGCAACCUAUGCAGCUGUCUAAGAUUGAAAAGAUGCUUGAGGAAGCUCUCUCGGAGCAAAAGGAAAUGAGGAGCGAGAUCAAACAACUAACUCAGAGGCUGGAGAACUCAGAAAAACACCAGAAGAUGCAGGAUAGCCAGAUAGCCCAGAUAGCUCAGCCUGUCUUGAGAGCACAGGGUACAUUCCCAGGGAAACCAGAUUUAAAUCCGGUGGAACAUUGCAAUCGCAUUGAGCUACGGAGCGGGCGUACUGUGGGAAACCCCCAAAUCAUGACUCAGAUGGAGCUUGACUCAGAAAAGAAACUCACUCCCCUAAUGCCCAAUCAGACGCAAAACAGGGAUGGAGAAGUGGUUACUAAAAAAACUAAAGAAGCUCCUCAGACUACCCCACAAAAUCGCACAAUUCCUUUUCCUCAGAAGCUUAUAGCAUCCCAAAGGGAUGAAGAGUUCCACCGGUUUCUGAAAAAGGUCAAAGAGAUUUGCGUUGAAGUACCAUUGUUAGAUGCGCUGCACCAGAUGCCGAAGUUCAUGAAAUUUUUAAAGGGAAUCCUAUCCAAUAGAUGGCAGAAGGGCGACUUCGAGACUGUAGCACUGACAGAAAAUUGCAGCGCCCUCCUUAUGGCGAAUCCUCCACCCAAGCUUCAGGACCCAGGAAGUUUCUCCAUACCGUGCAAAAUUAGUUCUGAACUUAUACCAAGAGCUUUCUGUGACUUGGGAGUCAGUGUCAGCCUGCUCUCGUACUCUCUAUGCAAGAAACUGGGUUUCCAGAACAUUAAAUUGACCAUGAUGGCACUGCAGCUAGCUGACAAUUCAUGCAGGUACCCGAUAGGAAUAGUGGAGGAUGUGCCAGUUGAAGUAGGUGGAUGCAUAGUUCCUACAGACUUCAUUAUCUUGGACAUGGAGGAAGAUCCCAAGAUACCAAUCAUCCUUGGAAGACCAUUCCUUGCCACGGCUGGGGCCACCAUCGAUGGAAAUUCUCACGAAAUCAUCACAUACGAAGAAGGGAAGCAUGGUUUCUAUGAGAGUUCCCCUCCAGCAAGCAGAUGUGCGUUAUCUCCACAAGCUGGCCGUGAACGUUUCAUGGGCAUGGAGGCAUCAGAGGAAGCCAAAACAACAGAGGACGAGUCAUCCCGCGCUUAA